UUUGUUAUGUUGCAGCAGUCUUCGCUUAUUUGGCUGCCUUCUCUCCGUCUCGAUCAUCUGCACAGUCCUUAGCUGUACCCCAAGCUCUACUACACUCAAAGCGUCGGCAACAGUAUCGAGAAGACCCUGACAUGCGACAGAAUUUCCCCACACUCAACAGAAUACCGACCAGCAACAUUCUGAACGAUGACAGGAGAUGAAGGUAUGAUACAUCAAACGAUGAACUCCGCUGGAGUCAUCAGAGCCGAUGGCCACGCGAAGGUCCAUAUUGGGAACAGCUAUUCCACCACCCACAACUACCCAGAUUCCAGCCGCCACCUCGCCGAUUCCUACCACACCGAAACGGGUCGAGAGAAAGUGCGCGUCGAAUUCCUCCUCCGACUGUAUAGCUCACCGUACGAAGACCGCAAGAACAGAAACCCCAGGCGAGCAGAUGGCACUUGCGAAUGGUUUACUAGUCACCCUCUCUUCCAAAACUGGCAGAACGAGACAUCAGCACUGCUCUGGGUUUCUGCAGACCCUGGUUGUGGCAAAUCUGUGCUAUCGAAAUACCUGGUAGAUGCGGUUCUACCUUCAAACGCUACUAGGACGACGUUAUAUUUCUUCUUCAAGGAUGACUUUGAAGACCAAAGAACUUCAAAAGACGCUCUUCGUUGCGUUCUCCAUCAGCUCUUUAAGCAGAAACCAGCCUUACUCUUGGAUGAGAUCCUCAAAGACUUCGCAGAAGAGGGAGAUCAGCUUGUCGCAUCUUUCCCUCGGCUCUGGGACAUAUUUACCAAGGCAACCAGCGAUCCAAGUCAUGGCGAAAUGGUCUGCAUCUUAGAUGCCCUCGAUGAAUGUGUGGACCAAAAACAGCUUAUCAAUGCUUUGGCGCAGCAUUAUAGCAUAUCCAGGGGAACAUCUGCACUCAAAUUCCUUGUGACCAGCCGCCCAUAUUCGCAGAUUAGACGAGGCCUCCAGAACCUUGAAGACUCUCACCCUACUAUCCACCUUAGUGGUGAGAGUCAAGAAGAGGUGGACAAGAUUGCACAGGAAAUUACUAUCGUUAUCCAACAACGCAUAGCGGACCUUAGCAGGAAGCUCAAACUUGAUUUAGAAACGAAGGAACUAUUGGGCAACGAACUUGCUAAUGUUGGCCACCGAACAUAUCUAUGGGUCCACCUGAUCUUUGCCGUCAUUGAAGAAGCUGUUUUUUUGACUAAGAGCGAUUUGCUUGAUAAGAUUCGUAGCCUACCUCAGACAGUGGAAGAGGCAUACGAAAGCAUUCUUCGCAAAAGUCAGAAUCCCGAUAAGGCCAAAAAGAUCUUACAAAUCGUCAUUGCAGCAUAUAGGCCGCUGCGUCUCGAAGAGUUGGCUGAAGCAUUGGCAUUUCGAGGAGAGAGUCACCGAUGCCACGAUGAGCUCGCACGAGACCUAUUGCCAAUUAGACAUUUAAAUUCUGCGGUCCGGGAGACUUGUGGAUUGUUCAUAGUUGUCCAGGAUUCGCAAGUCUUUCUACUACAUCAGACCGCCAGAGAAUUUUUAAUUCGUUUGCCAGCUCAGCCAUUCGACACUCGAUCUCACUCCUUAAAAUGGCAGCACUCUCUUGACUUAGAAGAGUCACACGGUCUGCUUUCAGAUAUAUGUGUUAGGUAUCUACUUCUCACCGAUUUUCAAAAGCCCGUCAACUCUGAGAAUGGUUUCGGCUUUCUAGACUACGCUGCAAGCAACUGGGCGGACCAUUAUCGUCAGACAGGCAACAGACUUGGCACAGACUUGGAAUGUCUGGCCUUGCGGCUUUGCGACACACAAUCCUGGGCAUGCACACUAUGGCUAAAAGUGUGUGCGAAAACGCGACAUGACAGCCGGUUAAUAGAAGAUCUCCCUACAUCCCUUCUAGUCGUAUCCUAUUUUGGUUUAAGCAACUUAGUGGAAAUUAUCCUGUCCAAGAAGGAAACAGAUCUAUGGAGAACAGGUCGGUCUUUUCGAACCGCUCUGUCAUGGGCGAGUGAGAAAGGAUAUGACUCAAUAGUACAAUCGCUCCUAGAUCGAGUGCCAAGGUACCGGGUAGUGCUCAGAGACAAGCUAAGAUUAAUAUCAUCUUUUACCAUCAUAAAUCAGAAGGAUGAGGGUGGCCAAUCGCCACUGUUCUAUGCUGCAGAAAAAGGGCACUUGGAUAUUGUCCGCCAGCUACUUCGAAGAGGCGCAAGGGUUGACGCUAGAGAUCAUUCUGGCUUAACACCUCUGAUACGGGCGAUUUUUGCUGGCCACAGUGAUGUGGUUGCGCUACUCUUUAGCACAAGUGCUCAAUCGAACCCUAACUGUCUAGAGAGAAAUAAGUAUGAUCACGGCCGGACUCCUCUGAUAAGAGCCGUGAUUGAUAAUGCUGGAGCUGCUGCUAAGCUACUCCUUGACCUCGGUGCGCAGGUCAACGCCAUAGACGAGUACAAAAUGACGGCUCUGAUGUAUGCUUCGAGUGCUGGCUGGAACUCUUUAGUUACACUACUCCUUGAACAUGGUGCGCAAAUUCACGCCACAAAUAAGAACAGAGAGACCACCUUGAUGUACGCUUCAAGGUCUAAAUGCGACUCUAUAGUUACACUACUCCUUGAACAUGGUGCGCAUAUUCACGCUACAAACAAGGACGGGGAAACCGCCCUGAUGUACGCCUCGACGGCUGGACGCGACUCUAUAAUCACGCUACUCUUUAAACGUGGCGCACAUAUCAAUACUACAAACAUUAAUGGAAAAACAGCUCUGAUGAUGGCUUCAGAUUCUUAUAAGCCUAACACUGGAGUCAUACUACUCCUACUCAGCUACGGUGCACAGAUUGAUCUUGCAGAUAGAUGGUGGGGGAGCACGGCUCUAAUGAUCGCUUCAAACAAUGGCUAUAACGAUAUAGUCAAAACGCUUCUUAACCACGGCGCACAGAAGUGACAUUGCAGAUAAAAAAGGGAGCACAGCUCUAAUGCUUGCUUCACAAUAUGGCUGUUACGCUAUAGUGAAAGAACUUCUUAACCACGGCAC
Molecule: messenger RNA, 3006 nt
Organism: Xylaria bambusicola
Lineage: Eukaryota; Fungi; Ascomycota; Sordariomycetes; Xylariales; Xylariaceae
Product: ankyrin repeat-containing domain protein
Exons: 3
Coding region: 187-2916 (909 amino acids)
Molecular function (GO): protein binding
Source: RefSeq, a predicted model, not a curated record